AGGUUUUCAAACCAUCCAGGUGGAAAUUUUUCAUUUUGUGUAAGCAGGAAUUGUACGCAUAUUAACGAUGAAUGCAGAAAAAGUAAUGAAUGUUGCAAAUUUAAAGAUCUUCUAGUCACUUGCAGAUCCAAAAUUCAAAUGGGAAUAAAACCAAAGAGUGAUUCUUCGUCCGCAAAAAUGUAUGAACAAAUAAAAACACAGGGCAUUCAUGUGAAGCCAACUUCAGCCCAUUAGUGUAUAAGGUUCGGAACUGAUAUUUGUCUAUAAUGUUUUAAGGAAUGUUAAAGUAAAAUAAAGUCAAUGCAAUUUAUUUUGUGUUUCUUUUUGGUUUGUUUUUGGAGUUCAUGUUAUGAGCAUGGCUUCAGUUACAGGUGACAAUAAGCUUGCAGAUAUAGACAAAGAGGUAAUGACCGAAGAUGAAGUGACAGGGGAUGAAGAGACCUGGGAUGAAAUGACCGGGGAUGAAGUGAACGAAGAUGAAGUGACAGGGGAUAAAGAGACCUGGGAUGAAAUGACAAGGGAUGAAGUGACAGAGGAUGAAGUGACAGGGGAUGAACAGACCGGGUAUGAAAUGACAGGAGAUGAAGUGGCAGGGGAUGAAGAGACCGGGUAUGAAAUGACCGGGGACGAAAUGAUAGGGGAUAAAGAGACCGGGUAUGAAGUGACAGAGGAUGAAAAAAACGGGGAUGAAGUGACAGGGGAAGAAAUGACAGGAGAUAAAGUGACAGGGGGAUAAGGAGACAGGGGAUGAAGAGACAUUGGAUGAAGUGACAGAGGAUGAAAAAACCGGGGAUGAAGUAACAGGGGAUGAAAUGACCUGGGGAUGAAAUGACCGGGGGAUGAAGAGAACGGGGAUGAAAUGACCGGGGACGAAAUGACCAGAGAUAAAAUGACAGGGGAUGAAAUGACAGAGGAUGAAAUGAACGGAGAUAAAAGACAGGGGAUAAAGUGACCUGGGAUGAAAUGACCGGGAAUGAAGUGACAGAGAAUAACAUGACCGGGGAUGAAAUGACCAGGGAUGAAGUGAAGGGGAUGAAGAGACCUGGGAUGAAAUGACCGGGGAUGAAGUGAGAGGGGAUGAAGAGACCGGGAUGAAAUGACCGGGAAUGAAAUGACCGGGAUGAAGUGACCGAAGAUGAAGUGACAGGGGAUGAAGUGACCUGGGAUGAAGUGAGAGGGGAUGAAGUGACGGGGGGUGAAAUGACCGAAGAUGAAGAGAACGUGGAUGAAAUGACCGGGGACGAAAUGACCAGAGAUAAAAUGACAUGGGAUGAAAUGACAGAGGAUGAAAUGAACGGAGAUAAAAGACCGUGGAUGAAGAGACAGGGGAUAAAGUGACCGGAGAUGAAGAGAACAGGGAUGAAAUGACCGGGGACGAAAUGACCAGAGAUAAAAUGACAGGGGAUGAAAAGACAGAGGAUGAAAUGAACGGAGAUAAAAGACAGGGGAUAAAGUGACCUGGGAUGAAAUGACCGGGAAUGAAGUGACAGAGAAUGACAUGACCGGGGAUGAAAUGACCAGGGAUGAAGUGAAUUGGAUGAAGAGACCUGGGAUGAAAUGACCGGGGAUGAAGUGAGAGGGGAUAAAGUGACAGGGGAUGAAGAGACCUGGGAUGAAAUGACCGGGGAUGAAGUGGCAGGAAAUGAAGUGACAAGGGAUGAAGUGGCAGGGGAUGAAGUGAGAGGGGAUGAAGUGACGGGGGUGAAAUGACCGAAGAUGAAGUGACAGGGGAUUAAGAGAACUGGGAUGAAGUGACAGGGGAUGAAGUGACAGGGGAUGAAGAGACCGUGGAUGAAAUGACAGGGGAUGAAGAGACAGGGGAUGAAAUUACCGGAGAUGAAAUUACAGGGGAUGAAGUGACAGGGGAUGAAGUAACAAGAGAUGAAAUGACCGAAGAUGAAAUGACAGGAGAUGUAGAGACCGGGGAUGAAGUGACAGAGGAUGAAAAAACCGUGGAUGAAGUGACAGGGUAUGAAGUGACAGAGGAUGAAAAAACCGGGGUUGAAGUAACAGGUGAUGAAGAGACCGGGGAUGAAGUAACAGGAGAUAAGGAGACCGGGGAUGAAGUGACAGGGGAUGAAAUUACCUGGGAUGAAAUAACCAGAGAUAAAAUGACAAGGGAUGAAGAGACCGGGGAUGAAAUGACAGGGGAUGAAAUGACCGGAGAUAAAAGACAGGGGAUGAAGUGACCUAGGAUGAAAUGACUGGGAAUGAAGUCACAGAGAAUGACAUGACCGGGGAUAAAAUGACCGAAGAUGAAGUGACAGGGGAUGAAGAGACCUGGGAUGAAAUGACCGGGGAUGAAGUGGCAGGGGAUAAAGAGACCUGGGAUAAAAUGACAGGGGAUAAAGUGUCAGGGGAUGAUAAGAUCUGGGAUGAAAUGACCGGGAAUAAAGUUACAGGGGAUGAAGAGACCUGGGAAGAAAUGACCGGGGAUAAAGUUACAGGGGAUGAAGAGACCUGGGAAGAAAUGACCGGGGAUGAAGUGACAGGGGAUGAAAUGACAGGGGAUGAAGUGACAGGGGAUGAAAUGACCGGGGAUGAAGUGACAUGGGAUGAAGAGAUCGGGGAUGAAGUGACAGGGGAUGAAGAGACCUGGGAUGAAAUGACCGGGGAUGAAGUGGCAGGAAAUGAAGUGACAAGGGAUGAAGUGGCAGGGGAUGAAGUGGCAGGGGAUGAAGUGGCAGAGGAUGAAGUGUCAGGGGAUGAAGUGACAGGGGAUAAAGUCAUCAUCAUCACUUCUUUGAAUUCCUCAUGGAACAUAGGGCCUCGACAAAACACGCCACUCUCCACGGUCUCUUGCUAGCUUUUUGAUGGUGUCCCAGCUCUUCCCGGUCUUCUCAGCUUCUUCAAGUACACUGCGUCGCCAUGUUCUUUUUGGUCUUCCUCUGCGUCUUGUUCCUUGGGGGUUCCACUCUAAGGCCUGCCUAGCUCUGUUGCUGGUAUCUUUUCUAUGGGUGUGACCAAUCCAUCUCCACUUCCUCUCUAAGAUAUGCAUUUCUAUAUUUUUCUGUCCACUCAUCUCCCACAGUUUGGUGUUUUCUACUUUGUCAUACCAGUGUAUUUUUAGGAUAUUUCUCAGGCAUCUGUUGAUGAAGGUCUGUAUUUUUUUUUUGUUGUGGCUUCAGUUGUUCUCCAUGUUUCAGAACCAUACAGUAGGACAGCCUUGACAUUAGAGUUAAAGAUUCUUAGUUUAGUCUUGUUUGAGAUGUAAGGAGAUUUCCAGGUUGGUUUUAGCUGUGUAAAUGUCUGACGUGCUAGAUUUAUACGGCGUUUAAUGUCUUCAUCUGUUCCACCUGAUAUACUGACUACACUCCCAAGGUAUAUAAAAUUUUCUACUUGGUCUAUUGUCUGAGAAUCCAAUACUAUGUCUCCACUUUUUUUAUUGUUUACUUUAAGUACUUUAGUUUUUUGGUGGUUUAUUUUGAGGCCUACUCUUUUUCCUACUUCGCUUAAAGCUGUGACCUUUUCUUGCAUAUCUUGUAGUCUGUGUGAUAAUAGGGCUAUGUCAUCAGUGAAUUCCAGAUCUUCCAGAUUUUGUGUGAGAGUCCAUUGGAUUCCUUACCCUGCGUUAGAGUAGGCUUCUUUUGUGGCCCAAUCCAGUACUAGAAGGAACAGGAGUGGUGAAAGAAGACAUCCCUGUUUGACUCCUGUUGUGACUGGAAAUUCCUCUGACAGCUUGCCACAGUGGGUUACUUGGCAGUUGAAACCAUCAUAAAGGUUCUUGAUUAUGGUUAUUAUUUUAUUGGGGAUCCCAUAAUGUCUCAUUACAGUCCAGAUAGAUUCUCUGUCGACGCUAUCAAAAGCUUUUUCAAAGUCAACAAAAGUUGCAUAGAGAGGAGAUUGCCAUUCGACACAUUGUUCUAAAAUUAUCCUGAGUGUAGCUAUUUGGUCAGCACAAGAUCUCCCUUUUCUGAAUCCGGCCUGUUCUUCCCUUAGGUGUUCAUCACAUGCUCCCUUUAUUCUGUUUAGUAGGAUUCUGCUAAAAAUCUUGCUUGGUACUGACAGCAAAGUGAUGCCUCGCCAUUUCUCACAUUGUGAUAGAUCUCCACUCUUUGGUAUUUUUAUUAGCAAGCCCUUUUUCCACUCACCCGGAGGUGUUUCUGUUAACCAAAUUUUGUUGAAUAGUUUGUGC
This is a messenger RNA of Biomphalaria glabrata, 4135 nucleotides long. RefSeq names its product exported protein YdbA-like. The record is from RefSeq and is a predicted model, not a curated record. The transcript has 3 exons. Bases 2201 to 2806 code for a protein of 201 amino acids. Lineage: Eukaryota; Metazoa; Mollusca; Gastropoda; Planorbidae.